Oryctolagus cuniculus (rabbit) is the source of this 761-nucleotide messenger RNA. NCBI's taxonomy places the organism in Eukaryota, Metazoa, Chordata, Mammalia, Lagomorpha, Leporidae. The record is from RefSeq and is a predicted model, not a curated record.
UUUUCCUUCGGCACGCCACCGAAGACCCUGGUGUUGCCAUGGGCCGCCGCCCCGCCCGGUGUUACCGGUAUUGUAAGAACAAGCCGUACCCUAAGUCUCGUUUCUGCCGAGGUGUCCCUGAUGCCAAGAUCCAUAUCUUUGAUCUGGGCCGGAAGAAGGCAAAAGUGGAUGAGUUUCCACUGUGUGGCCACAUGGUGUCGGAUGAAUAUGAGCAGCUCUCUUCUGAAGCCCUGGAGGCUGCCCGUAUUUGUGCCAAAAAAUACAUGGUAAAAAGCUGUGGCAAAGAUGGCUUUCAUAUCCGAGUGCGGCUCCACCCCUUCCAUGUCAUCCGAAUCAACAAGAUGUUGUCCUGUGCUGGUGCUGACAGGCUGCAGACAGGUAUGUGGGGUGCUUUUGGAAAGCCCCAAGGCACAGUAGCCAGAGUUCACAUUGGCCAAGUCAUCAUGUCCAUCCGCACCAAGCUGCAGAACAAGGAACAUGUGGUUGAGGCCCUACGCAGGGCCAAGUUCAAGUUCCCUGGCCGCCAGAAGAUCCACAUCUCAAAGAAGUGGGGCUUUACCAAGUUUAACGCGGAUGAAUUUGAAGACAUGGUGGCGGAGAAGCGGCUCAUCCCGGACGGCUGCGGGGUCAAGUACAUCCCCAAUCGUGGCCCCCUGGACAAGUGGCGGGCCCUCCACUCAUGAGCCUCACUCUCCUGUGCUCUGUAAUCAUUGAUAAUAAAGCCUGGUUCCUAUCACAAAAAAAAAAAAAAAAAAAAGAAA